AUGAUCCUCAUCUGUGAUCAUAAACUUCUCAUAUUUAACCUGCUGCUCAUCAUGUCAGUGGUGGCAUGUGAGAUGAAGGAGAUCUUGACUUUCACUGCUUAUGAAGGAGGAAAAGUUGAAAUACGGUGUCCCUAUGAGUCUGGAUAUGAAACACAUAAGAAAUAUCUCUGCAGAGGAAAAUGUCCAAUACACAAUAAAGACAUUCCUGUUGAAUCUGGAUCUGCAGCUAAAGACGAGAGAUUCUCUCUGACCGAUAACAGAACGACCCACAUCUUCACCGUCACGAUCACUGAUCUGAGAACAGAAGAUCAAGGACAAUACUGGUGUGCUGUGAAGAGGACAGGAUUUCUAAAAAAGGAUCUCUACACAGAGAUUCAUCUGGAAAUUAAACAUGUGUCUGGCAUGGUUGGUGUGGCCGGAGAGCCUCUGAACUUCAUCUGCAAUUAUGAAAGUGAUUUGAAGAACCAUGUCAAAUUCAUCUGCAAAGGAAGAGACCCGUCCCUCUGUAAGACAUCAGCUAUCAAAGUUUCAUCGGAGACAAACAGUAACGGUCGAUUCUCUCUGAGAGAUGAAGAAUCUGCAGGAGUUUUUACUGUGAAAAUCACUGAUCUGACACAAGAGGAUUCUGGGAUAUACUGGUGUGGAGCUGCAGAGAGAGGAAAAGAGCACAAGUGGAUUUCAGCCAUAGAUCUGAACAUUCAUGACGACCGUCAUGCAUUAAACCACGUCAUAUCAGAGUCUCCUAAAUCAACCACAACAGUUUCAGAUCACAGCAGGAAACCAGCGACAGCAGAUACUGCAUCUAACAGACCCGUCACAUCUGUGUUUCCUUCAUCAUCAUCAUCAUCAUCAUCAACAACAACAACUUCAUCUUCAUCAUCAUCAUCAACAACAACAUCAUCUUCAUCAUCAUCAUCAUCAUCAACAUCAUCUUCAUCAUCAUCAUCAACAACAUCAUCUUCAGCGAUAUUGAUGCUCUCAUCUUCUAAUAAUGCAGCGUCUUCAAAACCAGAACAAGGUUUUGCCAUGAUGGUCAUGUUGAUGGUCGUAGGGAUCCUGACAGGGUUUGGAUUCUCACUGUUCAUGUACUUCAGAUGGAGACAAAAGAAAGAAGGAAAUCAGCCCAGAGAUGUCGUUCAAGGCCCGACUGAGCAUCUGCCCAACAGAGAUAAUGAACCAAACAGAGACGUCUCUGUUUAUGAAAACAUCAGUGACACUCUUGAUCAUGCUGUCUACAGUUCAGUCCUUCCUGUAUUUGAUGAACACGACGCCUCUGUUUAUGCUUUAGCACAAUUACCCAGCAGCCCCUCUGACAAUCUCACCUACUCAUCCAUCAUAUUUUCAGCUGCACAUCACUCAGACAGGACUUCUGAUGGACAGGAAACAUGUGACUACACCACCGUUAGACCAUAAAAGACUAAAGGUUGAUUAAACCUGAAUCACACCAAACUAAGAAUGCAACUCCUCAAUCUCACUUGCUUUGUGGUUUUUAAAUCUGUGGACUUACUUUUAUUUUGGAUAAAUCAUUAUUUGAGACACAAGAUUGUUUAACAUAUGUUUGGUUACAUUAAUGACUGACCUUUAUUUAUAUCCAUAAGUUAAUUAGUAUUAUAGAACAAUAAACCAAACAAAGUACAUAGUGAGAAAGGAAAUGUUGUGGUGAAUUAAUUUAAUAAAAGUAAAAAUAAAAAUCGGAAUGAAAAGCUGAGCAACAAAGUAGUGAAUUCAGGUUAAUUGGGACAUUUUUCCCAGUCAUCCCAUUGGCAAAAAGAUUCCCAAUUUUCUUGAAUUCACUCUAUAUGACAGGCCGAAACAUCAAGCUAAAUAAUAUUCAUGAGAUUAGUUGUAUGGUUACGUUCAUCACAACCCAUCCAUAUCCGUGGCUAACCAUGCUUCUUUAUCAUACGCCGCAAAUACCACUGUUAUUAAAUUUGGUUCCCAGAUAGCAAAGUAUAUCUGCUAAAGAGUGCUUAACAUCUGAUAAACAUCUUAGAAAAAGCAGUUUUGCAUAAACUCUAAAUCAUAAACAUCUUAAAGACUUUUUCUAAAAGUCUAUUUAACAUCUGACAGGAAACAUCUUAGAGAAGUUUUACAGAUGAGCAAACAAUCUAAAAAAUACAUCUUGCAGAUGUAAAUGCAGACAUCAAAUAGACGUAUCAGUGAUGUACGUGUGCUAUCAGGGUCACCGCUUCGUCAGGCUUUAAAAUGAUUAACACAUGAAAUGAUGCUCUGAUUAGGACUCCUGAUGGCACACAUUCAUCUCAGACACGUCUAUUUGAUGUGUAUAUUUUCAUCUGGAAGACACAUUUUUUAAAGUAUUUGCUCAUCUGCAAUACCUCUCUAAGAUGUUCCCUGUCAGAUGUUAUAUAGACAUUUAGAAAAUGUCUUUAAGAUGUUUAUGAUUUAAUACAUAUGUAAAGCUACUUUUUAAAAUGUUUGUGCAUAGCAGAUGUUUUCCAGAUGAAGCGCUCUACACAAGACAUCUUGGAGAUGCAUGUGUUCAUUUAAGUGGCUGUAGCAAAGGAAAUGAUCCACCAGAUUUUUCCAUGACAUUUGCUUUUCUUCUGGGAGUCAUUCCAUGAUCUGGAAGUCUGGGAGUCAUAGCUUUGUGGAGGGAAAGGCGGUAUAUUUAGUAUUGUGGUAGAAAUUCCACUACGCAAAUGACUUAAGUUAAGCCAGGGCAUCUUCUAAUCAAUGCUCCUAAUCGAUGCUUACAAAAUUUAUCCUGUAGCGCAUGUCCUAGUCGAUGCCCUCUAUGAACACUAGCUUUUCAAUAUGCUUUAAUCACAGGAUCUCGGACCAAUUUCAGAGAAUUUCUUCUGACAGAGUACAACAGUUUUUAGGAGCAUGGCAAGGGUGACUUGAUUCAUUACAUAAUUUUUCUCCAACUUGAUUGGGUCUAGUUCUUUGCUACUAGGUAAAAGCAAAUGUGGAUAAUCAUGAGGUUAUAUAUAACAAAACUAGACACCAUCUAGCUGUCUAGUUUUGUUUCCUCUUGAUAUUUUCAGGCA
Megalobrama amblycephala (Wuchang bream) is the source of this 3011-nucleotide messenger RNA. RefSeq names its product CMRF35-like molecule 8. Bases 1 to 1413 code for a protein of 470 amino acids. The transcript is spliced from 7 exons. The record is from RefSeq and is a predicted model, not a curated record. Lineage: Eukaryota; Metazoa; Chordata; Actinopteri; Cypriniformes; Xenocyprididae.